Marmota monax (woodchuck) is the source of this 1882-nucleotide messenger RNA. RefSeq names its product family with sequence similarity 78 member A (gene Fam78a). NCBI's taxonomy places the organism in Eukaryota, Metazoa, Chordata, Mammalia, Rodentia, Sciuridae. Bases 543 to 1394 code for a protein of 283 amino acids. The record is from RefSeq and is a predicted model, not a curated record. The transcript has 2 exons.
GCCCAGCUCCGGGGCGCCGAGACCUCGGCCGAGUGAACAGAAACCGCUCUUCAAUUGACUGGGCCCCACCGGGAGGGCGCGUGUGCCCGGGCGAGCGCGUGCGGAAGGCAGAAGGGCAGGAAGUCAGUCUUCUGCAACGAGGGUGGCGCGACCGCGCGGGGACCGAGCCUUCCUUAUUUAUGUGUCUGCCAGCGCUCGCCUGCUUCCUCCGAAGACUUCAGGGAGAGUCUCCGAGCUGCCGUCCCCGCGUGUGAGGCCCGGAAGGGCUGGAAGUCAGAACAACAUGCCUAUCCACUAAACUCCAAACUUUUUCUUUUUUUAACCCAAAGAAUAUCGGUGAUUUUUGUCCACUGCUAGGAGAAGAAGAGAGAGCCCAGGGCUCUUGAGAUGCAGCAAAAUCCUUAUUUAUAAACAGGCCCAAGGUAGUGAUAUGCAAAUCCCCUGGACCCAGUGAGUUUUCUAUCCUAUGGAUAUCAGUUUUGAGGUUUGAGAUUGGAUUGCACCUCCCCUCUGCACUGGGUCCCGCAGCCUCCAUCCUUUCAAUGCCCUGUUUUCUCUGGGACUGCUGGCCUUCCCUGGAGAUUAGAGUGGUCCUGUGUGCCAUGGGCUGUAUUCAGAGCAUCAGAGGCAAAGCCAGAGUCUUCCGGGAAGGGAUCACCGUGAUUGAUGUGAAAGCCUCUAUCGACCCCAUCCCCACCAGCAUCGAUGAGUCCUCCAGUGUGGUGCUCCGCUACCGGACGCCCCACUUCCGGGCCUCGGCCCAGGUGGUCAUGCCGCCCAUCCCCAAGAAAGAGACCUGGAUUGUUGGCUGGAUUCAGGCAUGCAGCCACAUGGAGUUCUACAACCAGUACGGAGAGCAGGGCAUGUCCAGCUGGGAGCUCCCCGACCUUCAGGAAGGCAAGAUCGAAGCCAUCAGCGACUCGGACGGGGUGAACUACCCCUGGUAUGGCAACACCACGGAGACCUGCACCAUCGUGGGCCCCACCAAGAGAGAUUCCAAGUUCAUCAUCAGCAUGAACGACAACUUUUACCCCAGCGUCACGUGGGCCGUGCCGGUCAGCGAGAGCAACGUGGCCAAACUGACCAACAUCUACCGGGACCAGAGCUUCACCACGUGGCUGGUGGCCACCAACACCUCCACCAACGACAUGAUCAUCCUGCAGACGCUGCACUGGCGCAUGCAGCUGAGCAUUGAGGUGAACCCCAACCGGCCUCUGGGCCAGCGCGCCAGGCUGCGGGAGCCCAUUGCCCAGGACCAGCCCAAAAUCCUGAGCAAGAACGAGCCCAUCCCGCCCAGCGCCCUGGUCAAGCCCAAUGCCAAUGACGCUCAGGUCCUAAUGUGGCGGCCCAAGUAUGGGCAGCCGCUGGUGGUGAUUCCACCCAAGCACCGGUAACAGCCAGGACGCCUGGCUAGGUUAUACUCACAGACGAUGAUUCUGCUCAGACAGAACCCAACGCACUGUUGGUCAUUCAGCAAAUACAACCACUCUACCUUCUCCAGCGGGCGGAUCUCACUGUGCUGAUGCCCCCCGCCCGCCUCCCGGCUCUCGCCACCUGCUUCCUGUGGGGAGGGGGGGAGACCAGCGGACGGACAGACCCCAGGAGCACCUUCAGGGGCACCCUUCAGUGUCCCCUGGGGUCUCCUUUCCUCUUGACCUGCCGUUCACUUGCAGCCGAUCCCUGAAACACUGCUUUUUUUUUAACUCCUCUUUCUGGGGUUCAGGGGCAGGAGGAGGAGGCACUGAGUAUGGGGGAAGCCCAGGCCUCGGUGUGUGGGGCGGCUCCCCUCCUCCCUGGUCCUCUGCCACGCGGCCUUAUGUAGACUUGCUUUGCCAAACUUUUGCCUUAAGCCGAAUUUAAAGGAAAAAAAAAAAAAAGGAAA